Molecule: messenger RNA, 3363 nt
Organism: Baudoinia panamericana UAMH 10762
Lineage: Eukaryota; Fungi; Ascomycota; Dothideomycetes; Mycosphaerellales; Teratosphaeriaceae
Exons: 1
Coding region: 148-2883 (911 amino acids)
Source: RefSeq, a predicted model, not a curated record
CACUGCACCAACAUCAGUGACUGCACAGCUGUUUCUGACAAGCGGGUGCUCAUGGAGCAAUGAUGUACUGAGCAUCGCACUCGCAUCGUGCCAGAGAAUGUUUGCCACCGCACAUUGUUGAGGUGUAAGAGUACCGGAGACGCACACAUGGCUGCCAGCGUAAGCGCUGUUAGACCAUCAGCGUAUACCAAUGGCACCACCACACCCUCUCCUGCAGAGGAUGUGGAGUUGACGACGCAGCUCCUGAAACUGCAGGAUGUCGUACUUGCUGGAGAGCAUCCGCAGUUCAAGCUGCCGCGGACAGCUAUAGAGCAGCUCAAAGCAGCAUCAAUCGUGCCUGAAGUGGCUGCUAAUCACUCAGCUUAUGCUACUAAUAACGCGUCGACAUCAGUUACACAACCUAAUGGCCUACCUGGUCUGCACACGCCUGUUCCGACUUCUCCUGGGCUCGAUCCCAUCUUCCUUCAGAAAUCUCCUAGUCUCGUAAGAGCAGAAAGAGCGCUCAAGCGCAAACGUAUCGAAGAUGACCUGCAGCUACAGUGUGAGCAACGCAAGCAGGCACGUGGCGGACAUGAUGCUCCCGAGGGCUCGCACAUCAACCUCGACCAAGUGCUCAAAGAGGCUCUGGAUCGUGUGAAGCCUGUUUCGGGCCUGAAGCCAGAGAAGGCGGCAAGCGUGAGCUCCUUCGAUGAGAAUGAUUAUUACUCAAGUCGCGCUCCCAGCCCAUGGUCGUCGAACGCCAGUAGUAGCAAAGGCUCUGACAAAGGCGCAGGUGCCUUUACGGCCGACUUCGAGCGUCUCGAUCCGCGUGUGCCACACACUGCUCUCGCUGAGUCUUCUCGUUCUGCUCAAAAGCGUGCUGUCCCGUCUACUACUUUACAUGCAGCCAAGCGUUCACGUCACGCAGCGUAUGAUGCCAUGAACGAUGACGAUUACGAGCCUGAAGACGCUGAAGACGAAGAUGAUGAGUACAUUCCACCUGAUGCUUCGGCUUUCGAUAGUGCCAGACCGGACAUUGCGGGUGCACGUACUACAGCUCACGUGACGCCGCCAGAGGAUGACAAUUCGGACUACGAGCCUGGAGAGAUCACUCAGGAAAGUGCUGUGCCAACGCCUUACCAGCACCUCAGUCAUGCGGCCCAGCCACCGGCCCAAGUCCCUGUUUUUCGUAACCAUUUGAGCCACAUUGCUGCUCCGCAGCCAAGUCGGGUCUCACCUCUGACCACCACGAAAAGCUCCAACAUUGAGCUGGAACUCGUUAACGGGAAGCCGGAAGUUGUGCGUCCGAAGCCUCAACAUCGCACCUCAAUACGAGAGCGGGUUUCAUCCGCGUCGCCAUCCGCUGCUGGUCCUGGUGGCAAGAGGAACAAGCAGCGCAACAAGAAGCGCAAGAGGGACGUGAACCUGCACGAGCCAAGCAAGAAGCAAAAGAGGCGUCCGGAAAGGUUCGAGCGCGAACGCGAUCGACGUGACCAGAACGGCGGCCGCUCACCCAUGGCUCUAGCCGAACCGGAGCCCUACAUCAAAGACGAGCCUGUCUCCCCGCCACCCUUUGCGCCGGACGUGCCCGAAGUGCCGCACUAUCAGCCACAGUAUAGACCAGCUCCACUGCCUGCCGGAACCAUGCCACCUCGUCAAGCUCCCGCCGCGCAAUACACUACUGCUGAGCCUACUACCCCUGGAAUGCGGUAUCGGCACAACGGAGUCCCUCCUCUACCCCACGACGCAAGGGUGGCAUCUCCGGGUGCUCAUCGUCCGAUUCAACGGGACACGCAAGACCUUAGACGUGUCGCAAGCUUGCAUUACGCACACAGGCCUGCUUCUCCACCUCAGCCGACCUACUCUCCCGUUGCUCCGUAUCGAUCCGCGUCCAUGGCCUACAGUGCUCGACCGCCAACGCACGGGAACGAGGCUCAGCCAUCGGUACAAUACGUCCGCGAUGUACCGUCGCCAGCCCUAGUGCAGUACAGCAAUCUGCAAAGCCAACCCGCAGCGGCUCCACCCCCGAAGAAGCGCAUCAUAUACGUGGACCAAUACGGCAACAGGUACGAACCAGUCGAGCCUGCGACGGCACCCGUCUCCGCGCGAGCUUCUGUUGGACCUGUCGAACGCCGCCCAGUGCCGCCGUCUGAGUAUGAGCGAGCACCAAGCCGCAUGUCGAAUGCAGGCGACGCAUAUCAAGCAAGCCGCUUCAGGCUGGUCGACCGUGCCGGCAUGCCACCUCCGCCGCCACCGCCCCUUAGCCGCAGAGCUGAGCAGCCCGUCGAGUAUGUGGAUCAGUAUGGUCGUCCCGUUCCCGCGUACAGCACAAGGCCUGCAGAGCCAGUCAACUAUGCCCCAGCUCCCACCUCUCCGGUAUACGAAGUACCCCGGUAUGGCACGAUGCCGCCGCCAGCUCCGUAUGAGCGCACAUCGCCGGUCUAUCACGCAUACCCGCAGUACCAGCCGGCACCACCUGCAGCUGAACCUCUUACGGCACCAACCUCGUCAACUAUUCUCCAUUCGCGCCCCCGGCACGAGGCGAUGCCACCACCUCCCGCGCCAAUGGUGGCGCCUCGUCUCCAGGAGAGCUCUCCGGUUUACCAAGCGCCUCCACGCGGCUACAGUGCACAUCCAGAAGCGCUACCGCAAGUCGCCUCGAAUUACGUACGUCAGGGAAGCAUGGCGCCUGUACAGUACUUGCCCCGCGACAUGGCUCCGCCUCCGCAGCCGGCAUCGGUGCGUGCAAUGAGCGUCGCGCCGAGCACGGAGUAUGGAGGACCGUUGCAACAGCCUGCCUAUGCCUACCCAACACAGCAAUCGGUUAGGUAUGUAGACCAGUAUGGACGAGAGCUUCAGCCGGCCCCGGAGUAUACGAGGCAAGGGACUGUGGCGAGGUAUUGAGGGUGCUGUGAUAUGGGCUUGGAGAUGACGAGAGAGGGACAUUGUAGGUUGGGACGUUGCGGACAGUAGCUAAUCGUGCGGACCUACUUCGCAUAUGCUAUCACGAGACAUUGGUAGCUUCCAGCUUACCAAACAGCGCAGAGUAAUACUCCACAUGAACGGAAUGUACACUACCACUUGCUCUAUCGCAGUGUUUGAGUCAUGACCAAUAAAGAGCUACCUUACGCUCCCUUUCCUGCUGCGUCCGCGCUCUGUCACAGAGUGCACACAACACACGUCGUGGAUCCUUCCACGCUGAGCAGGGAAUGCCGUGCACAGUCAGCACGACCCGCAAAUAGCAGAUGUAGCGUGCCUAGACCGUUGCAUGUCUCAUAUGCCCUGGUGUACCCACGUGAGGCGGUUGUCGCAAGAAAGGACGAGACGGCGCCAACAAACCGGUUACACCAGGGGACGAAGCUGGUCUGUAGUCCUUGAUUACGA